Cyprinus carpio (common carp) is the source of this 933-nucleotide messenger RNA. Its product is annotated as zinc finger protein 135-like. NCBI's taxonomy places the organism in Eukaryota, Metazoa, Chordata, Actinopteri, Cypriniformes, Cyprinidae. The transcript has a single exon. Bases 1 to 933 code for a protein of 310 amino acids. The record is from RefSeq and is a predicted model, not a curated record.
AUGCGCACUCACACGGGCGAGCGGCCAUUCCAGUGCUCAGACUGUGGCAAAAGCUUCCGGUGCCUCAGCUUCUUGACCAAUCACAUCAAAACGCACUCGCUCGCCAGACCUUUCAAAUGCAUACAGUGUGUCAAGACCUUUCGCAAAAAAGCAGACCUCAUCAAGCACAUCCGUGUGCACACUGGUGAGAAACCGUACAAGUGCACCAUCUGUGGCAAAAGCUUCUCUCAAGGCUCGUACUUGAAGAUCCACCGUGAAUGCCACACCUCAGAGAACCUGCACCAGUGUCCUCACUGCAACAAGAGUUUCCCAACGGCAUUUAAGCUGUCCAUUCACGUCCGCUACCAUUCCAUGGAGCGCUCGUAUCAGUGUAAUCAAUGCGGGAAGAGCUUCAUCUAUGCCAGUCUCCUACGAAGACACAAAGGUUAUCAUGCAGGUGAGCGCCAGCAUCUGUGCUCCAUCUGUGGCAAGUCCUUCGUCUACAUGUUCGACCUGAAAAAGCACCAGCGCAACCAUGAGAGACCGCGGAUCAAGAUCCCGUGCACCCUUUGUAACAAGACGUUUGCGGGACCUGAGAUGCUGAGGUGCCACCUGCGCAUACACACCGGAGAACGUCCAUUCCGCUGUAAGAUCUGCGGAAAAGCAUUCUCUCAGAUUGGGAACAUGAAGAGACAUGAGCGCGUGCACACAGGCGAGAGGCCAUUCACCUGUGAAAGAUGUGGGAAGACGUACAAGCAUUCGUCUCACCUGAAGAACCACAUGCUCAGCCACACAGGCGAGCGGCCAUGGCAGUGCUCUCAUUGCGGGAAGAGCUUCAAGUUUGCUGGGCCUCUUAAGAAACAUGAGAGAACUCACUUGGGUGAACGAGGAAAUCGUAGAAGGAGCUACGACCAAACGCGUAGCCGCAUAAAACCAGAACCCAAAAGCCCUUAA